Molecule: messenger RNA, 2893 nt
Organism: Bactrocera dorsalis (oriental fruit fly)
Lineage: Eukaryota; Metazoa; Arthropoda; Insecta; Diptera; Tephritidae
Product: T-complex protein 11-like protein 1
Exons: 8
Coding region: 767-2350 (527 amino acids)
Biological process (GO): signal transduction
Source: RefSeq, a predicted model, not a curated record
UUCAAUCUAUUUUUUCUUCUCGAACAUUGUGGACGCUUUCAGAGGCAAGAAAGUUUCCUCUCUUGCAUUUAUUCAGCAAAACUUAACUAAAUUGUGACUAAUAUAUCCAAUUAAAAACAAAGAAAAUUUGUGUAUUAAAAACGUAAAGCCGAUUUGGUGAACAAUUUAGCAACAACAAAAGCAAUAUAAGUUUAGUCGUAAUAUUCGUCAGAGUUAACGCUUACUGCGUUUUAUUUAAAAAACUACCAUCGGAAAACAAAUGCAAAGUUGAAAGAAUACUUUGUCUGCUACAUAUAAAAAUUAAAAAUUUUGACGACGGAAUCGUGCUGGCUUGCAAAAAUAAAGAAAAGAGCGUUAAAAAUACUUAAAAAUACACGUGACUAAAUUGAAAGUCGGUAUCGCAAUAACAUAGCUGCUGUGCAGACAAAGGAAACUGUGACCAGAAGAGCAAGUAUUGAUGUUAGUCGUGUGUAUUCCUACUUUCAAAUAAGGAAUUGCAAACAAAGAAAUCAUCAGUCAAACGUUCAUUUGAAGCCUGUCUUUGUACAUCCACUGCAAACAAGCAAUAACCCAGGUUAGGUAAAACCACUUCAAUAAUCAGAAGGCAAAAAAUUGUCUUUGUGUUCGACGCGGAAUUGCAUGAAAAGUUGCUGCAUUUACUAAUUCCAAGUGUGGGGUAACAACAAAGUGUGGAGUAACAACAAACAAAACAGAAUAUAUAUUGGAAAAAAGACAACUGAAGUAAACAAUAACAAACAACGCAAAUAUGCCAGCUGAUUCGAUUUCAAGAAUGGACUCCAACGGUUCUGGUGGCGAGGCUAAUCCGCCCGAAAAUUUACUGGGUACCUCCCCCGGUGCUUCAAGUUUGCGCAGUCGCACUGAGAGUGAAAGUUCUGACAAGCUGACGCGUUUCGUUCUGCCCAGCAUGGAUGGUAGUCCACCAAAGGUGCUAACACUGAACGAAGUGGGUGAUGUGCUAAAAAAUAUACAAAACAUGGAACUGGUGCACGAAAUUGCAAUUAAUCCUGAGUUUAAAUUCGAGCCUUAUGAACCACCAGAGAACAGUCUGGAACGCCGCAUCAAAGAUAUUAUGCAUAAAGCCUUCUGGGAUGUAUUGCGUGGUGAAUUGAAUGAAAAUCCCCCCCGCUAUGAUUACGCCCUACAAUUGUUGGCUGAGAUUAAAGAUUGCUUUCCACAAAUAAUCUCGCAGAAUAAUACACGUGCCUUACAGCACAUCAACGAAAUACUGGACAUCGAUGUACUCAAGCAACAAGCCGAGGAGGGUGUGCUAGAUUUUAGAGCUUAUGCAAAUUUUGUCAUACAAAUUAUGGCGAAGUCUUGUGCACCAGCACGUGAUGAAAUGGUGCGUCAGUUAACUGAAAUCACAGAUGUGGUGGAUACUUUUAAGAAUAUACUGGAAACAAUGGCGCUUAUGAAAUUAGAUAUGGUCAAUUGUUUACUCGAUUUUGCACGCAAUGACAUUAUGGCCAAUUCGGUAGAAUAUGAGAAGAAGAAAUUCAAGGAGUAUUUGGAGUAUUACAAAUUUGGCUUCCCAGCCACCGAAAAUUGGCUGAAGAAUAGUUGUGCACAUGAUGUCAAUAAUGUGCCCUCCACGCCAGAACAAACCAUCUCCAAUGCUUACAUGCAACUUAUGGAUUGGGAUGAGUCCAUGGAGUUCCCAGAGGUGCUGUCUGUUGACAAGGAGCGUAUCUUGAAACUGGGCCAACGUGCCAAACGUAUUUGCACGUGCGCGGCAGUCAUCUCCAUUUGCUCAGGUGUGCCGAUUAUUUCGCAACGCACUGAAAAUCGUGUGGCACUUGCCAAGCAAAUUGAAAUCAUAUUGCAAGGCACUACUAAUAAAAAAGAGCUCUUGGAUUCCAUAGAAAACGUUUGGCUGCAAGUCAAGACCGUUAUAACUGGCUAUUUGCAGAAGGAGAAUCAGCCGAUAAUGGAUACUAAUACGGAGGAUUUGUUGAAAUCGCAAAUAAUGCAGGCAGGCAACAAGGAUUCACCUGUGGGCCAACUAAUGUGGAAACGUUUUCAAACAUAUUUCCGUUUGGCCCUACGCUCGCGAGCUGGUUUGCCACCGCCACCACCUGGCUAUGCGGAUUUCCAAGAUGAACUCGAGGCCUAUACCACUGCCUUAAAACGCGUAAUUGCCUAUAAUCAUUCCGUCUUCGGUGAAUACUUUAUGCGUGUGCUCACACAACAGCCUUUCGCAAGCAGCGCAGCAACAGUAACUACGUCUGAUGCUGGAGCUGCUGGCGGCACCACAGCAAAGGAACAGGACUCUGCUGACAAUGCCGCUGCUGCUGCCACUGCCGAACAGAAGGCUGAACAGAGCCAAUAAUCGAAAUAUAUGCUGGCGUAUUGUGAAGGACAAGCGGCAGUAAUGUGCUGUGCGUGAAUAUGUGGUGCGAAUGUUGUUGUCAGACAAGUGCUGCCAUUGGCCUAAAUUGAUUUCAUAGAAUAAAUCGGAAGUUUUGUAAACGAAAUAACUAACAUAGCCCACUUUGCUGUGCCAGAAGCGCGAGAAUUUACUAAUUAAGGAGGCGUAACAGUUAGGAGGGCGCACAAGCAGAAAUUCGAAAAUUUUUCCUACCCAAAAAACAAAACAAACAAACGUAAAUUUAUCGAAAAUGGAUAACGUUAGAAACAAACAAAUUGAAUGAAAUUAAUAAUGAAGAAAUGCAAAGUCGAAAAUCAUAAAAAUUAUACAAAUUGAAACGUUAAAACGUGUUAUUUUUUAUUUUAAACAACUGUUUCACAAAAUUAUUAAAUGAAGCGAAGCUAAAUUCAGUGUGAAAUUAUAAGUAUAGUUAAAAAAUCGAAAUCUUUAAUUUUAUUUAGCGACAAAAGCUUCGUAAGGUCAAUGAAAAUUUAUAAACAAAAA